Molecule: messenger RNA, 4315 nt
Organism: Heterocephalus glaber (naked mole-rat)
Lineage: Eukaryota; Metazoa; Chordata; Mammalia; Rodentia; Bathyergidae
Gene: Lpin3
Product: lipin 3
Biological process (GO): triglyceride biosynthetic process; cellular response to insulin stimulus; fatty acid catabolic process
Cellular component (GO): nucleus
Molecular function (GO): phosphatidate phosphatase activity; transcription coactivator activity
Source: RefSeq, a predicted model, not a curated record
AGGGGAGACUGCCGAGGUCGCACCUUGCAGAUGAAGGGGUGGAGCUGAGAUCUUACCCAGUCCCCGGGAAGGCGGAAGCCGGGAGUGGGAGUGCGGCCGAGGACUCUUACCUGUUGAUCCCUUGCACACAGGUAGAGGCGGAAGCUCCGGGUCCAGAUCCAGUGGGCAGCUUCCCAGGCAGCCAUGAACUACGUGGGGCAACUGGCGGAAACGGUGUUUGGGACUGUGAAGGAGCUCUACCGGGGCCUGAACCCCACCACCCUGAGUGGUGGCAUCGACGUGCUGGUGGUGAAGCAGGUGGAUGGCUCCUUCCGGUGCUCGCCCUUCCAUGUCCGGUUUGGCAAACUGGGCGUCCUUCGAUCUCGGGAGAAGGUGGUGGACAUUGAGAUCAAUGGGGAGCCGGUGGACUUGCAAAUGAAGCUGGGGGACAGUGGGGAGGCCUUCUUUGUCCAGGAGCUGGAGAGUGAUGAGGAAGACGUGCCUCCCCGCCUGUGCACCUCCCCCAUCCCCUGGGGCGGCCUGUCUGGCUUCCCCUCAGACUCCCAGGUUGGCACCACCAGUGAGCCUGAAGGCCUCAUCAUCAAGGGCCGGAGGAAGAAGCGUCGAAGGAAGAAAUCCAGGCGAAAGGAGGAUGCAGUAGCAACUGAGUCUAGUUCUGAGGAGCUGGAGGCUGGAGCCGAGAGUGAAUUGUCCCCUCUGGGAAAGCUGAAGCCAGAGUCCCUAGGCAGUGCUCAGUUGGAAAGGGAAUUGUCACUGCAGCCGAAAGACAUCUACCCCUGCUCUGAUGGCGAGUGCUUCCCCCAGGACAGUCUCUUGUCAGGUGGCCUAAUAUUCCCUAAGAGUGACUCAGAGUUGGAGCUGCGGGCCUCAGAAUCCAGUCCCUUGAUAGCUGAGUCCCAUAUGCAGUGGGCCUGGGGGAGGCUGCCGAAGGUGGCCAAAGCUGAGCAGCCUGAGUCCUCAGUAGUCCCUGUAUGUGGCACUGGAACAACCACUCCUCUUCAAAGGGGACCCAGCACCUCUUUCUCCUCUGUGGCUGCCCUGGGCCCUUUGGGACUCAAAAUCCCACAAACAGGGGACAGUGCUAAUCUGUUUGGGCCUGAUGUGGAGUCCCGCUGGAGGAAAACCCUGAUGGAUUGCCCUCAGUCCUCCCCAGUGGGUGAAGAAACAAAGGUUCAGAGCUCCAAGGAUGCAAACCUCCUUCCUGCUGCUAAAUCAUGGAACUGGGCCCUUCUGGAGGAUACUGCUCCCACUGGGCAGCCGGAAGUCUCCAGGGGGAAAAGCUCUCAGAAGAAAGGCCAGCACUUGGGCCCCAGUGACAUCUACCUGGAUGACUUGUCCUCCCUGGACUCUGAGAAUGCAGCUCUUUACUUCCCUCAAAGGUGCUGGGUUCUAGGUGCCAAGGCCCCAGGGGGCCAAAGGUCCACUGUCAAGCUACUGGAAGGAGUGGGAACCUGCCCCUUUCUUCUUUGUAUUUAUAUCAUUGUCAACACCUUUGCCCCCAGCAACUGUGGGCUAGGAGCCAGGCGGUGGAGUGAACCCUGCAGCCAGAAGCUCCUGGGGAGCCCCAACCCUGAACGUGAACCGGAAUCCACUCCAGACUCAGUGGACAUCAUAGCACUGUCCCUCUGCGGUGGACUGGCUGACAGCCGGAACAUUUCCCAGGAGAAAUUCAACGAGCACAUCGUCUCCUACCAGGAUCUCACCAAAAACCCUGGGCUCCUGGAUGACUCAAACCUCGUGGUGAAAAUCAAUGAGAAGUACUAUAACUGGGCUGUGGCUGCCCCCAUGAUCCUUUCCCUGCAAGCUUACCAGAAGAACUUGCCCAAGAGCACCGUGGACAAGCUGGAGAAGGAGAAGAUGCCCCAGAAGGGUGGGCGGUGGUGGUUUUCCUGGCGACGAAGGGAUUUCCCAGCAGAGGAGCAGGGUGUCCAGAGGGAGAACCUCACAGCCAGGGAGCACCAGGGGGAGAAGACAGAAGUCCCAAGCAGUGAUGACGAUGCCCCAGACAGCCCUGUGAUCCUGGAGGUCCCCUCCCCACCACCCUCAGCCCCAGCCUACAUUCCUACCUACAAGAAGUCCCUCCGCCUCUCUUCUGAUCAGAUUCGGCGCCUGAACCUCCAUGAAGGUGCCAAUGAUGUAGUCUUCAGCGUGACCACCCAGUACCAGGGCACCUGCCGCUGCAAGGCCACCAUCUACCUGUGGAAAUGGGAUGACCAGGUGAUCGUCUCUGACAUCGAUGGCACCAUCACCAAGUCGGAUGCUCUAGGACACAUUCUGCCCCAGCUGGGGAAAGACUGGACACAUCAAGGCAUCAUUAGUCUCUACAACAAAAUCCACCUAAAUGGGUACAAGUUCCUGUACUGCUCAGCAAGGGCUAUUGGCAUGGCUGACCUCACCAAGGGGUACCUGCAGUGGGUGAGCGAGGGUGGCUGCGGCCUCCCCAAGGGCCCCAUCUUGCUGUCUCCCAGCAGCCUCUUCUCUGCCCUCCACAGGGAGGUGAUUGAGAAGAAGCCAGAGGUGUUCAAGGUUGCCUGUCUGAGUGACAUCCAGCAGCUCUUUCUGCCCCAUGGACAGCCCUUCUAUGCUGCCUUUGGGAACAGGGCUAAUGAUGUCUUUGCCUACCGACAGGUAGGCCUACCUGAAUCUCGAAUCUUCACAGUCAACCCCCGGGGAGAACUCAUUCAGGAGCUCAUGAAGAACCACAAAUCCACGUAUGAACGGCUUGGUGAGGUGGUUGAGCUCCUCUUCCCGCCUGUGGCCCGUGGCCCCAGCACAGACCUGAUCAACCCUGAGUACAGCAAUUUCUGCUACUGGCGGCAGCCAUUACCUGCCGUGGACCUUGAUACCCUGGCCUGAGCCAGCCCCAGCUGCCCCUCACUGGUCUGGUCCAGGACUGGGCAUCUGGAGGUACAAGGGGUUAGAAGCCAGGUACAACAGGCUUCUAAAACACUAAAGGAAGGGGGGCGGGUACACACUGACUUGUAGCCACAGAGACUCCCAUGUCCCAGACAAAGGGUAUAGGGCAGCUGCCAUAGAUCUGUGUGUCUUUGACCUAUAGCAUGGUACUACUGGGCAUGCUGGCAUAUGCCGGUAAUUCCAGCUACUUGGGAGGCUGAGAUAGGAGGACUGCCAGUGAGCCUGGCCUGGGCAACUUAGUAAUACCUUGUCUCAAAAUAAAAAGGGUUGAGGAUGUAGCUUGCCUAGCAAGUAUGAGGCCCUAGAUUCCAUCUCCAGCACGGCAAAAAAAAAAAAAAAAAAAAGUCACUUAGGCCCUUCCAGGGUUUGUCUUUGUCUUUAAUGUGUCCGUCUGUCCUGUCCCAGCCACCCUGGGACUUUGCCUGAACUCAACAUGUCAGACAAGAGGAAGACUCUGAGACUUGAGGCCUAUCUGUAUAGGGAAGAGGGCAUCAGUGGCAGCAGGGCAUGGCUGAGUGGCACUGGGAAAGAACACCGUGCUCAAGCCGUGCUCCUGUGGGAGCCUAGACUGUGCCCUGCAAAGCAGCUUCUCCACGGCCCCACCCCUGCUCAGUUCCCGAGCUGGGCAUCACUGCCUCCCUCGCUGGUGCCUGACGUCAGGAAAAGGAAACUCGGAUCCCACAAGGACUGAGGAAACGUGGCUCCUGCUUGCCCCAUCGCAGCCUCGCCACUGUCCCUGAUCCUCUCAGAACAUCCUUUGAGGACUCAGCCUCACACCUGGCCCUGGUAGGUGGUGUCUGCUGACCACCUCGCCUGGCCUCUGAGAGUCAGUGCAGUGUUCAGCUGCUGAGAGAGCUCUCACUUGAGGCACAGGGUGACACCCCCAGCAGUCUUCCCUCACACUGCCUUUGGGGAAAAAAAGCACUUUUAGACUGGCUGAAAGCUUUAAUCCAGAAUCUGCCCUCCUCCCAUGGUGCCAGGGUGGAGGGCACAGCACCGAAUGUUCAGAAGGGGUCCUGCAGACAGCACAGGAGGCCCAUGCCACCGUGAGGGGAACCAAGGCCAACAGCCUCGGCACAGGUGGGAAUUGUGUGGGCCUGAGGAACACUUGUGUUUUUCCAGUUGUGCCUUGAUGGUUUCAUACCUGAAUUGCUUACCUCUCUGUGAUCAUCCUGGCAGGGCUAGGGUUUUGUAAGGGUGUUAAAAGCAAGGCCUAAUCUCCUGUUCCCCCAGCUAUGGCUUUCUCAGGGUCUGGCUUCCUUUGGGCCUCCAUAUACAUUAAAGCCACACUUAGGAGAGAGGUACUGAUCUGUGGGAACAGGAGAUUUUUCUCCAACUGGAAAGAAGAGGACCAGAGCCCUGAAAACGUCUUUGGGGGAAGGAAAGGAAAAAAAAAAAA